UGAUUCUCAGCAGACUUUCCACUAACUUUGAUAGCACUUGGGGAAAUGGCCAACAUGAUGACAGAGAUUGUUGCUUUCCUGUUUACCAUAUCUGGCUGGGUUUUGAUCUCCUCCACGCUUCCAACUGACUACUGGAAAGUGUCAUCCGUGGAUGGGACAGUCAUCACCACGGCAACCUUUUGGUCCAAUCUCUGGAAGACGUGUGUUACGGAUUCCACUGGAGUUUCCAAUUGCAAGGAUUUUCCUUCUAUGCUCGCACUGGAUGCUUAUAUCCAGGUGUGUCGUGGGCUGAUGAUCUCAGCUGUGUGUCUGGGAUUCUUUGGAGCUAUCCUGGCUCUAGUGGGCAUGAAAUGUACCAAGAUAGGGGGUUCAGAGACCACCAAAGCCAGGAUCACCUGCCUAAGUGGGCUACACUUUAUACUCAGCGGAAUCUGCUCCAUGACGGCCUGUUCUCUAUAUGCACACAGAAUAACAUCGGAGUUCUUUGACCCUUUAUUUGUAAAACAGAAGUUUGAACUUGGGGCGGCAUUGUUUAUUGGCUGGUCUGGAUCUGUUCUUGGCAUUGUUGGGGGCUUCAUCUUUUGCUUUUCCAUGAUUGAGGGAUUCAAAAUCAGGGAGUAUUCCUACAAUGGUGCGACAUCUUUCAUAUCAACACGAAACAAGGUUACCAAGACCAAUAAGAACUCUGAGGCUCUUCAGAAAGAUCCUUCAGAACAGAUCUUCUCUGGCAGACAGUUUGGGAGGAAUGCAUAUGUUUGAUUUAAGGUUCCUCAAAACACCUGGAAAUGAUAACAAAUGAAGCCUAUUCACUGUGUACAGUCUAUCAAACAAAUCCUUGAAAGAAGAACCUGAGGAGAUCUCAUUAUAUUAAGCUGCUUUCAUCGUUUGUAGCAAGAUUAUUUCACAAAUGCAAACAAAACUUCUGAAACGUAUAUUCUACCUGGGUAAAUCCACGAGGAACUUUUAAACACUGCAUUUUUAACACCAAAACUAAUUUUGAUGAGAUAUGACUAUAUGUACUGAAGGUUUUUGAUCUGCAUUAUUUCAGUUUACUUUGUUUCACCGCUAUAUUACCCAUCAGAAACCUCAAGAAAGCUCUCCGAGUCUGACAACAUGAACCAAAUUGCCAAAUAUCUUCACUUGGGACAAUGAACUAACCCUAAGUUAGGUGAACUGAUGACAAACUUUACCGGAGAAGACAGGGACCACAGCUGCGCUUCACUGACCACAGGAGCAUGCUGUUUCAAUUCCGGAAAUUGAGUCGGAAAUCACAUAUUGCUCCGGAGAUGGAGUCUCUCUUCACCUCCUGAU
Myxocyprinus asiaticus (Chinese sucker) is the source of this 1311-nucleotide messenger RNA. RefSeq names its product claudin 10a (gene cldn10a). Gene Ontology annotation, biological process: bicellular tight junction assembly; cell adhesion. Gene Ontology annotation, molecular function: structural molecule activity. NCBI's taxonomy places the organism in Eukaryota, Metazoa, Chordata, Actinopteri, Cypriniformes, Catostomidae. The transcript is spliced from 5 exons. The coding region runs from base 46 to 759 and encodes 237 amino acids. The record is from RefSeq and is a predicted model, not a curated record. Gene Ontology annotation, cellular component: plasma membrane; bicellular tight junction.